Paramisgurnus dabryanus is the source of this 2059-nucleotide messenger RNA. RefSeq lists its product as uncharacterized. Gene Ontology annotation, cellular component: nucleoplasm. The record is from RefSeq and is a predicted model, not a curated record. Gene Ontology annotation, molecular function: DNA-binding transcription repressor activity, RNA polymerase II-specific; RNA polymerase II cis-regulatory region sequence-specific DNA binding. Gene Ontology annotation, biological process: negative regulation of transcription by RNA polymerase II; regulation of cytokine production; regulation of immune system process. Lineage: Eukaryota; Metazoa; Chordata; Actinopteri; Cypriniformes; Cobitidae.
CGCAUGCGCAGAUAAGAUGUCCGUGGCCGAUAGAGAGAAGAAGCUGGGAGCAGCAUACACGCGGGAAGCAGCAGCUACGCUGUAUGCACGACUGUAAACAUGCGGACACGCUCGCAACAAACCGGGUUAAGUAAAAGUUUACCUGAAUGUGAGAAUAAAAACAGUACAUUCAUUACCAAAGAGGAACCAAUUGAUCAAAUAAACCCCCAUGCCCCCCACACACAUGACAAAUAUGGAAGACAAAACAUACUGAAAAAAUUAUCCUCGUACAUUAAUCGUUACAACUGCAAAGAAAACCCACAUGUUGAUGGAAAUGCAAAGAGCAAACCAAUCACCAGUGUCAAGAUUUCUGCAAAACGUGCAGGUCGCAUCCUGUCUAAAGGGAGCAAGAAAGCCAAAAUCAGUGAAAAGGAGAAAAAGCCCAGGUUCUCUGAUCAAUGGUUGGAAGGUAAAUAUCCAUGUAAAGAGUGUGGCAUGGUACUGAAGAGCAAAAUGGACCUUAUGAAUCAUAACCAGACGGCACAUCGUCAUUUAAGACCAUGUAAGUGCCAUGUAUGUGGCAAGUGCUUUGUCAACCAGUCCGGACUGAAGAUUCACAUGCGCACGCACACGGGGGAUCGUCCUUUCACUUGCAAAAUCUGUAAAAAAGGCUUUACCCAGACGGGCUCUCUCUACACCCAUAUGAUUCUGCAUAGUGGUGUCAAAAGAUAUAAAUGUGAACACUGUGGCCACAGAUUUGCUAGAUGCAGUGACUUGACGUCACACCAAAAAAUUCACUCUGAAGAUAAACAGCACAGUUGUACCGAGUGUGGUAAACAAUUCCACCGUGCGGCACAUUUGCGGGAGCAUUUACUAAUUCAUGCAGGAGAGUUGCCAUAUUCCUGUAACAGUUGUGAUAAAAAGUUUCGUUCUUCUGCUAACCUUGCUACUCAUCAACGCACACAUACAGGAGAAAAACCUUUCAAGUGCACAGAGUGUGGAAUGUGCUUCAGAUUGUGGAACCACUGGCAAGAUCAUCUAACUGUGCACUCCAAAGAACGUCCUUAUUCAUGUGAGCACUGCGAUAUGAAGUUCUCACGUUUAAAUUAUCUGCGCAGUCACAUGCAGAUCCACACCAAUAACCGACUUUUUGUCUGUGAUGAUUGUGGUCAUUGUUUUAGAACUCGGAGUAAUUUGGCUGCUCACCAAGCUGUGCAUUCUGAAGACAGGCCACAUAAGUGCUCGCUGUGUGACAAGAGCUUUAAACAGCUCCAAGUGCUGACGGUACACAAGCGUGUUCACACCACAGACAGACCACACCACUGUAAGAUCUGCAACAAAACGUACCGCAGCAAUGCAGGGCUGCGCGUACAUAUGUUAACUCACACAGGUGCUCUUCCCAAUGUUUGCGGUGAGUGCAAAAAGGGAUUCAGAGAUCCUGGUUCCCUGACGAGACACCUCCGAACGCACACAGGGGAAAAACCUCAUAAGUGUGAGCUUUGUCCAAAGGCAUAUUCCCAGCUUUCUGGCUACUAUGCUCAUAUGCGUAUACACACUGGGGAAAGGCCUUAUAAAUGCACCUAUUGCUCUAAGACGUUUCGCCAUCGAAACGGCAUGAAUGCCCAUGUUAUGCUCCACACUGGACAGGCUCCUUUUCCAUGCCCAGAAUGUGGAAAACUUUUUAAGCAGACUGCUAGUUUGAAAAAACACAUGAAAGUGUUUGGCCAUAGUGAAGAUAAAUUAAAUCUGACAUCAGUAAAGCAAAAAGAAAAAUCCUGAUGUGUAAAUGAAUUUUUGUUCGGCCAAACUUGAAUCGAUUAGUUUCUACAAAUACAUCCCAAAAAAUGUUAUUUUAACAUAAAUACUAAUCUUGUUGUCAUUAAAAAAACCUUUAACUCUCUUAUAGUCUGCAUUUUAAAAAUGUUAGUAAGUUUAUUAGUAUUAUACAGAUUUUGAGCAGAAUACAAUUGGUCUGUAAACCUAUUUAUAGAUGUUUAUGAAAAUCCUGUUACUGUCGACAAUAAACUUGAACCAAAUGUCAUUGAAAGAGUUUGAAAUAAAAAGUACAUAACACUUUCUA